GGCGGCUGAAACGUCAUCUCAAGCGCGACGACCAGAGGAACAGUCUGGAGUGUGGCUGUCGUUAAGGUGCGGCGGCGAGACCGGCCGGGAAGAUGCCAGUGGCGGUGAUGGCAGAAAGUACCUUCACUUUCAAAAAGUUGCUGGAUCAAUGCGAGAACCAGGAGCUCGAGGCUCCUGGAGGAAUUGCUACACCCCCAGUGUAUGGUCAACUUCUAGCUUUAUAUUUGCUCCAUAAUGACAUGAAUAAUGCAAGAUAUCUUUGGAAAAGAAUACCACCUGCUAUAAAAUCUGCAAAUUCUGAACUUGGAGGAAUUUGGUCAGUAGGACAAAGAAUCUGGCAGAGAGAUUUCCCUGGGAUCUAUACGACCAUCAGUGCUCACCAGUGGUCUGAGACAGUCCAGCCAAUCAUGGAAGCACUUAGAGAUGCAACAAGGAGACGAGCCUUUGCCCUGGUCUCUCAGGCCUACACCUCCAUAAUCGCUGAUGAUUUUGCAGCCUUUGUAGGACUUCCUGUUGAAGAGGCUGUGAAAGGUAUAUUAGAACAAGGAUGGCAAGCAGACUCCACCACCAGAAUGGUUCUGCCCAGAAAGCCAGUUGCAGGAUCCCUGGAUGUUUCCUUUAACAAGUUUAGUCCCUUAUCAGAGCCCGCCCCAGUUCCCCCAAUUCCCAAUGAACAGCAGUUAGCCAGACUGACCGAUUAUGUGGCUUUUCUUGAAAAUUGAUCACCCUGAGUUCAAGAUCCACCUUCGGAAUUCUGUAUACUGACAAAUGUAGAAAUGUAAAAUUUUUAUUUUCAAUUUAUUGGAUGGAUGAAGCACCUCAGCAUUCCUUACUAUGUGAUAAAAUACAUAUAUAAUAUAAAGUAUAUAUAUCUAUUUUGUCCUUAAACAUGCUGAAUCGUUGUUAUCACAACACUCAUUUUGUAAUGUUUAACAGUCUGGAUGGAGCUUGUCAGUAUUACGUGGUACAUCCUCGUGACUCACAGAGUGAGACCUCCUGUUUCACGUA
Messenger RNA from Nycticebus coucang (slow loris), 1008 nucleotides. It is a transcript of the gene COPS8, whose product is annotated as COP9 signalosome subunit 8. Gene Ontology annotation, cellular component: COP9 signalosome. The coding region runs from base 93 to 722 and encodes 209 amino acids. Gene Ontology annotation, biological process: COP9 signalosome assembly; protein deneddylation. NCBI's taxonomy places the organism in Eukaryota, Metazoa, Chordata, Mammalia, Primates, Lorisidae. The record is from RefSeq and is a predicted model, not a curated record. The transcript is spliced from 8 exons.